This is a messenger RNA of Camellia sinensis, 1431 nucleotides long. Lineage: Eukaryota; Viridiplantae; Streptophyta; Magnoliopsida; Ericales; Theaceae. The record is from RefSeq and is a predicted model, not a curated record.
AUGGGGUCCACUAAAUUGCAAACUCCACACCAUAAGUCAUGUAGACUUUCUCAAAAUUGGUUUUGUGUUGAAUUACAUAUUAAGUAUUUCUCAAUAAGUCCUUUGAUAAUUGUAGCAAGCCAUUCAAGGUCUGUGAGGAUGUUGGAGAAGAUGGACACAAAAUUUGAUCCUGAGGAAGUCAUAGAAGAAUUCGAGAUGCUAACAAAGGAUGCUGAGAGAGUUCAGAAAGAGACCCUGCAAAAAAUACUGGAAGAAAAUGGCAGCACAGAGUACUUAAAGAAAUGGGGUCUUAAUGGAAGAACUGACCAUGAGAGUUUCAAGGCUUUUGUCCCCCUCGUCACUCACAAGGAUUUGGAACCUUACAUUCAGAGAAUGGUGGAUGGUGAUACUUCCCCCAUCCUUACGGGAAAACCAAUAACAACCAUCUCAUUAAGUUCUGGCACCACUCAGGGAAAGCCCAAGUUUGUCCCGUUCAAUAACGAAUUGAUGGAAUCCACUAUGCAGAUAUAUAAGACAUCUUUUGCAUUUAGAAACAGGGAAUUUCCUAUUGGGAAUGGAAAGGCCUUGCAGUUCAUUUACAGCAGCAAGCAAUUCAAAAUGAAAGGGGGUCUGGCUGCAGGAACUGCUACUACGAACAUGUUUAGUGGUUCGCUGUUCAAGAAUACAAUGAAGGCUAUGCGGACCCAAUGUUGUAGCCCUAAUGAAGUGAUAUUUGGUCCCGACUUCCAACAAUCCUUAUACUGCCAUCUUCUAAGCGGACUCAUUUACUGGAAUGAAGUCCAAGUAGUGUCCUCUACAUUUGCCUACAGCAUUGUUUAUGCUUUCCGAACCUUUGAACAAGUUUGGGAAGAACUCUGUACUGACAUCCGAGAAGGGGUUCUCACCAGCCAAAUCACUGUCCCAUCCAUACGAACAGUUAAGUUAAAAUUGCUCAAGCCAAACCCAGAAUUGGCUGAUAAGAUCCAUAAAAAAUGCUCGAGAUUAAGUAAUUGGUAUGGAUUAAUACCGGAGCUAUUUCCCAAUGCAAAGUACAUUUAUGGGAUCAUGACCGGGUCAAUGGAACCUUAUGUGAAACAAUUGAGGCAUUAUGUGGGUGAGCUGCCACUGCUGAGUGUUGAUUAUGGGUCUUCUUGGGGAUGGAUUGGAGCAAAUAUGAACCUGAAAUUGCCCCCUGAGUUGGCCACUUUCGCUGUGUUGCCUAAUAUUGGGUAUUUUGAAUUUAUUCCUAAUGUUGAGGUUCCAAAGCAAGAUGAAAUCGAAUCCUCCUUUCUCUCUAUAGAGCCUAAGACAGUGGGUCUGACUGAAGUCAAAGUUGGUGAAGAGUAUGAGAUCAUCCUCAUUACUUUUGCAGCUCCUUCGACCAUUUCCAUGGUCAACAAUGACGAAACUCCACUAUCUGUCGUCGAUGGUGUCACACCAGAGUCUGUCUGA